AAGAUUUAGAAGCUUAGAGGGAACCAGAAUCAGAGUAGUUUGGUGGGGGCAUAUCUGCAGAUGGACCCUCAGAAACAGCCUGUACUCCCACCGAGAAGGAGCAAAAAGAGGCAGCUGCGAAGACCAAGAAGAAGGAGCCCUGAGCAGACCGCAGAAGGAGGCGGAGACUGAAGGGGCUGGGCUUCGUGCAGCCUGAUAGACCUCCCUCAGGAAGAGUGCUGGGGGAAAAGGCAUACAGGUUUUUCCAGGACAGCUGAGCUUCAAUCCUGACUCCUUCAGUAUGGGAAGCCCCAGUGGCAAUGAAUCCAGUGUCACAUAUUUCAUCUUAAUAGGCCUCCCAGGAUUAGAAGAGUUCCAGUUUUGGUUGGCUUUCCCAUUAUGUUCCCUCUACCUUAUUGCUGUGCUAGGUAACUUGACGAUCAUCUACAUUGUGAGGACAGAGCACAGACUACAUGAGCCCAUGUAUAUCUUUCUUUGCAUGCUUUCUGGCCUUGACAUCCUCAUUUCCACCUCAUCCAUGCCAAAAAUGAUGGCCAUUUUCUGGUUCAAUUCCACCACCAUCCAGUUUGAUGCUUGUUUGAUACAGAUGUUUGCCAUCCAUUCCUUAUCUGGCAUGGAGUCCACAGUGCUGCUGGCCAUGGCCUUUGAUCGCUAUGUGGCCAUCUGUCAUCCACUACGGCAUGCCACUGUGCUUACAUUGCCUCGUGUUGCGAAGAUUGGCAUGGCUGCUGUGGUCCGGGGUGCAGCACUAAUGGCACCCUUACCUGUCUUCAUCAAGAGGUUGCCUUUCUGUCGUUCCAACAUCCUUUCUCAUUCUUACUGCCUACACCAAGACGUCAUGAAGCUGGCCUGCGCUGACAUCCGUGUCAAUAUCAUUUAUGGACUAAUUGUCAUCAUCUCUGCCAUUGGUUUGGACUCACUUUUCAUCUCCUUCUCAUAUUUGCUCAUCCUCAAGACUGUGUUGGGCUUGACACGUGAAGCCCAGGCAAAAGCGUUUGGCACUUGUGUCUCUCAUGUGUGUGCUGUUUUCAUCUUCUAUGUGCCCUUCAUUGGAUUGUCAAUGGUGCACCGUUUUAGCAAGAGACAUGACUCUCUCCUGCCUGUCAUUAUGGCUAACAUCUAUCUGCUGGUUCCUCCUGUGCUCAACCCCAUCGUCUAUGGAGUAAAGACAAAGGAGAUCCGGCAGCGCAUCCUUCGUCUUUUUCUCAUGACCACACACACUUCAGCUCACUAGGAAUCCAAGAUGAAACCUUCCUCCAUUCAAAAUUCUGUAAUUCAUACUUUAGCAUGAUAGCUUGGAAGAAAGAACUAAGACAAUAAAUCUUUCUUAAUCAAAACAUAGCUCAAAGAUGCAUCAUGUCAAAGAUGAGACUGGCUGUGGAAAUUCUAUGUGGAAUGGAAGAAUGGCUGCAAUCUCCAUUUUCUAAUACCACAUUCCCUUUUGUUUUUUCUCUUAGAUGUGUUUUGAAAGUUAUUACUCCCAAUUUCAUCACCACUCUCAAUUUCGAUUCGUUUCACUGAGGAUGGUUCAUAGCAUCCUCAUGGUUCAUAGAUGGAGCUACAUAUCUAAAAUGUUCACCAAAGGCACGACAAAAGAAAAUAAACACAAGACUAUAAUAAAAUUAUAUAAUUUCAUUUGAAACCCCAUUUCCUUAUUAGAAUUCACAAUGACUUUGGAUUUCCAUGAAGUUAUAACUGGAUUCCUUAUUCAAAACAGUUUCCAAAGAAAUAUUGGUUUUUCUUCUGGGUCCCAGGCUAGAACAAAUACACCUGCCUACCUUUUGAGAUGAUACAUGUUAUGACUGUUGUCACAGCCAUGAAGACACUUUUACUUAUUUAAGUUUGUCAACUUUUUAUUUGUACCCUGACUGCACCAAUGGGGGAAAUUGAUAUUUUAUGGUAAUCAGUGAAUUAUAUAGGACCACAGAAGCUUAAAAAUAGAAGGAAAAAAAAGACGAGUUUUCGUGUCUAAUCCUAUGUUAUGUAGAAGAAUUGUUAGAUAGACUGGCACAAUGUUGAGUUAGGAAUUUCCAGAGUCUUACACUGCUUUUGUCGGAGGCAUUUGGUCCUUUAUUUCCAUUUAUCUAGUGCUGUUUUGAAUAAUUUUCUAUCAGUAGAAGUCAUGGCCUUAAUCAUUCCAAUAAAUAUUGCUCUGUGUCUAUCCAAAUCAUUACAGUGUUUGCACAAUGGAAACAGACGUGUUUCCAAAUGCGUUUAUUUGAGAACAGUGUGGUUAGCUACAGAUUCCAUGGGUAUCUGAGGGAUGAUUUAGGAGAGGCAGUUGAGAAUAUCCAGGAGCUUGUUGUAUAAAGAGAGGGUAGUCACCUCAGAGUAGAGAAUCAAAAGGAAGAGACAUGAGACUGAGUAGGCUAAAUGAGACUGACCGGGAAGUAAGACUAGGGAAAAUGUGGGUCCAUACAAAACGAGGAGCACAUAUACAAGCAAGCACCACAGAUACCCAGGGUCUUAAGCUGUGUUGCACUGAAGGAAAUAAGGACUGCAUUCCUGACAGAUGUGCUUACCAUGGAUAUAGCUGAGAGUCCUACCUAGGGAUCCUAUUAUCUAGCCACAGCAUUUACGUGAGUGGGUGGGGCACUGUAGGAGCAGCGUAUGAGUAGACUGAUCAGGGAUUGGGAUUAUCAUCCACAGAAAGGUUGUAUUCAGAUCUAGGGUGUGGCUGGGGAGUAUGAGAGGCAGGCAGCAAGGAAGGGGCAGGGUUGAUUUUCUUGGACAUGGCUAGCACAGAAACCCAUUUUCACAUCCAACUUCUUGGACUAUGCUCCGGAAUAUAAGAAUGGUGUAUAUGAUAAAAUUGACUAGACCAAGGUGAGGGGUGGCCAAAGAAAAUGGUACGAAAUGUAUUUAAUGCAAGAUUUGGUCACUUUGAACUGAGAGGAGGAGGCUGGAUAGUCAUUCAUUGCCCAGGAGCGCUCUGACUUUGCAGUUGAGAGAAAGACAGUGAGAAGGAUCAGAAAGACAUGAUCUUAUUAUUUGCAAAGUGAAAUGUGAUCACUGUAAACACAAAUCGCAGAUAUUUUGAAAAUAUAAAAGACAUUAAAACAGAAUAAAAAAUCUUUAAUCUGUUAAUCAAAAGAAUUAAAAAACCACUGGUGUUUAUUCUUCCAGGGUUUUAGUGUGAACUUGAAUGCAUGCCUUGGCUUGUACAUAAGAUGAGUUUGUGUGUGUGUGUGUGUGUGUGUGUGUGUGUGUGUGUGUGUGUGUUUGUGGUUGGAGGGCAUUUAUGUGUGUAUGUGUGUGUGUGUGUGUGCGUGUGUGUGUUUAUGGUUGGAGGGCAUUUUUGUAUGUGUGUGUGUGUGUGUUUGCAUGUAUGUGUUCAUUUUGAUGAUUUCUUUUUUUGAAAAUGACUCUCACGAUGUUGGCCUCAAACUCACCAUAUAGCUAAGGACGACAUUGAACUGAUUAUUCUCUGAAUGCAUCUCUCAAGUAUUUGAAUCACAGGCGUAUGCUUCCAUUUAAUCUCACUGUCUGCUUUAUAUUGGCAGUUUCUUUGGAUCAUUCAUUUAUAUUGCUUGAUGAAUGGAUUAAUUACAUUGGCUACUUCAUUUUUUUGUUUGUUUUAAGGACAGAGUCAGUACUUAAGAUUUCAGGUCAUUCCAGUCUGGCACAUGUACUUCAUACACCGCCAAUCUGUAGUUAAUUCUAGUAGCUAAUGCAUAAUAAAAUAUCUAACAAAUAUUUUAAAAUAAUUAAUCUUUAUUUACUAGGUGUAGAUACACCUAGAAUAUUAUGAGAAGUCAUGUACAAAGUGACUUUAUUAUUUCCAUUCUUAUUUCAAACACUGUGCAAUAGUUCUGUUAUGUAUACUUUAUAGUGUCAUCUAUAUUAUACACACAGACACAUAUAUGUAUAUAUAAAAUCACAUGUAUAUAUCAGAAGUAUAACAUGGAGAAGUGUUUUCUUUCCCAUGAAUGUAUGUACAUAAAAAGUACAAUUUUUUUCACAUGGAUCUAUUUUUAUUUAUCUGCCUCAAUUUCUGGAUAAACUAGAAAAAUGGAUGUUUAGCUGAAAUAACAAAUUAUUCUCCUUCCAACCUUUUCAGGUAGAUUCUGUCCACUAAUGAUUUAUAUUUUCUACUAAUCUCUUCACAGAGAUGUAUUAUGACUCUUCUUGGUCUACAGUAUGGUUGUUUGGUAUGCCUUUUCCCUGGUAUUAAGUGUAAAAUUCUAGAAAUAAAAGAUUUCAUGUA
Messenger RNA from Rattus norvegicus (Norway rat), 4207 nucleotides. It is a transcript of the gene Or51e1, whose product is annotated as olfactory receptor family 51 subfamily E member 1. Lineage: Eukaryota; Metazoa; Chordata; Mammalia; Rodentia; Muridae. Gene Ontology annotation, molecular function: signaling receptor activity; G protein-coupled receptor activity; olfactory receptor activity. The record is from RefSeq and is a predicted model, not a curated record. Gene Ontology annotation, biological process: cellular response to lipid; G protein-coupled receptor signaling pathway; system process. The transcript is spliced from 2 exons. Bases 281 to 1234 code for a protein of 317 amino acids. Gene Ontology annotation, cellular component: membrane; plasma membrane.